UGUUCAGUAUCUUGAUCAUGUUUAUUAAAAUAUCAUCCAUAUUGCACCAGUUUGUAUUGAAAAUACGAUAUUCGAAUCGGAUUAAAAUAUCUCCAUCGAUUAUGAAAUGUAAUAUAACCCAUAUUUUCAAGAGAUACAGGGUGAUUCAUUGGUAAAUUGGCAGAAGCUGAACGUAGGAGACUGAGGUCCCUCCUUAAAGGUAUAAGACCUAAUGGUCAAAAGAAUGACAGAUAAGGGGUAGAAUUUUUGGACACUUCAGGUUACAAUUUCAGUUCGUGAACAUACUAGUGGAAGUUGGAAUUCGCAGAGUGCUAUCUUAAAAUUCUGAGUGAAGAAUUCUUAUACUCCAAAGGUUUAGAAUUUUUCAAGUUUGAGGGGAGUUGAAAUAAUAAUUUACAGUAGGAAUAGAAGAAAAUAUGUCGAAAAUAAAUGGAAUACCACAAUCGUGUGGUUAUACAAGUGAUAGCUCAGAUCAAUCAAGUAUAUACACCGGAAGAGAUGAAAUGGUAGCAAUAAGAAGUCGAUUUCCAGCGAGAAUACCUAUAAUAUUGACAAGGUUAGCCAUGGAAAAAAAACUGCCCAUGUUGGAAAGAACCAAAUAUUUAGUUCCCCAAGAAAUGACCCUGGCACAAUUCCAAAUGAUAAUCAGAACUAGCAUGCACCUUAAUUCAAAAAAAGCAUUGUAUUUUCUUGUGGAUGGGAACCCAAUGAUCGGAUUAUCACUGACUAUGGCUGAACUUUACCAAAACUGUGGAAAGUCAGAUGGAUAUCUAUAUAUUACAUACGCAUCACAAGAUACGUUUGGAUAGAUUCAAUGGAAACUAGGCAUUAAUGAUUGAAGACUGACUGUAUUUUUUACAUGUUGAUUAUAUUAUGUUAGAUAUGAAUAUUGUUCAACUUAUUUUCAAAUGUAAAAACUGAUAUUUUUAUGUCUCAUAUACAAUUGAAAGCAGCUUUUUAAUUAUGUUACAUGUAGUUGUUAUAUUUUCUUUGUAAUUUUUUAAUUUUAGAAUCCAAUACUUCAUAACUAGAAAAAAUUCAUGUAUUUCCUGAAAAACAUUUACAGUAAUUUAUUUUAUUUAUUGAUCAAAAUUUUGUUGCCUCCCUAAGCAGGAAAGUGUUAUAAGAUUCAUUGGUUUCACGAUUAUUAUUGUGAUUGUGUUAUUUUUGAGUUGAUAAUAAUUGUAAAUAAAUUUUUGAUACCAUAAAGUAAUAUUUCAAUUAUGUUUGGCAUUCAAUUUCAUAUAUUGAUGAAAUAUUCAAAUAUCAAGCAAUGAAAGCAUAGACUGAUCUAUAUUGUAUAAAGGGAUAUAUACAACUUAAGGUGUCUGAAACAACAACAGCCUGCAAAGGGAGAGAUAAAAGGAUGAUUACCAUCAUACCAUCCACUCAUAAAUAUAAAAUUGUAACAUCCACAUUAUUGUACAAAUAUUAUAAUUAUGAUGAUCCGA
This is a messenger RNA of Harmonia axyridis, 1451 nucleotides long. RefSeq names its product microtubule-associated proteins 1A/1B light chain 3C-like. Gene Ontology annotation, molecular function: ubiquitin protein ligase binding. Gene Ontology annotation, biological process: macroautophagy; autophagy of mitochondrion; cellular response to nitrogen starvation. The transcript is spliced from 5 exons. Lineage: Eukaryota; Metazoa; Arthropoda; Insecta; Coleoptera; Coccinellidae. Gene Ontology annotation, cellular component: autophagosome membrane; cytosol; autophagosome. The record is from RefSeq and is a predicted model, not a curated record. The coding region runs from base 417 to 809 and encodes 130 amino acids.